Messenger RNA from Pongo pygmaeus (Bornean orangutan), 5179 nucleotides. It is a transcript of the gene SCML4, whose product is annotated as Scm polycomb group protein like 4. The transcript has 8 exons. Gene Ontology annotation, cellular component: nucleus. Bases 531 to 1685 code for a protein of 384 amino acids. Gene Ontology annotation, molecular function: chromatin binding; histone binding. NCBI's taxonomy places the organism in Eukaryota, Metazoa, Chordata, Mammalia, Primates, Hominidae. The record is from RefSeq and is a predicted model, not a curated record. Gene Ontology annotation, biological process: negative regulation of DNA-templated transcription.
AAGGACGUAACUACCAAAGAAGCAGAAGUGCCAUUACCUUGCAGCUCAUGUCGACAAAAAGCUACACUGCACGUUUCUCUUAGGCUGCUAAGAGGAAGGAAACACGAAACACACACACACACACACACACACACACACAGGCCUCGUUUUCUGCAUGUAAAAUGUGUGUGUUCUUUAAAAGCCAGUGGUUGGCUGGUUUUCCGGACAUGAUGUGGUUGAAGCUGUCAUCGUAAUGGAAAUUCAUUGCUGUAGCUAUGGUAAAUCGAGUUUUCUGCCUGUGCUGAAUGCAUUAGUCUAAUGAGAUGUUUGCAGCUGGAGUGCAGGGCUGCUGGAGACUAACUGUGAGCUACUAACACGGGUGGAAGAUAGCUUUUGCAAUACUCGGUUUGCAUGUGCUGAAAGUCAUCUGUCUUCUGAGUCAACACUCCCGACCUGGUAAACAACCUGCUCAGGGCUCUGGUGAACAAGCUGUAGAAUCCAUUCCAAUAUAUGGCCAUGUGGCUCUUUGGAGCAAUGUUCCAUCAUGUUCCAUGCUGCUGACAUCACACGGAGCACAGAAAUCAAUGUUAGCAGAUAGCCAGCCCAUACAAGAUCGUAUCAAGUCUCGGGUUCUCAUGACUCCCUUAGCCCUCUCACCUCCGCGGAGUACCCCAGAGCCCGACCUCAGCUCCAUCCCUCAGGAUGCAGCCACGGUCCCCAGCUUGGCGGCCCCACAGGCUCUCACAGUCUGCCUCUACAUCAACAAGCAGGCCAAUGCAGGGCCCUAUCUGGAGAGGAAGAAGGUGCAGCAGCUCCCGGAGCAUUUUGGGCCCGAGCGGCCAUCGGCGGUGCUGCAGCAGGCCGUCCAAGCCUGCAUCGACUGCGCCCACCAGCAGAAGCUGGUCUUCUCCCUGGUCAAGCAGGGCUACGGUGGCGAGAUGGUGUCAGUCUCGGCUUCCUUUGACGGCAAACAGCACCUGCGGAGCCUGCCUGUGGUGAACAGCGUUGGCUAUGUCCUCCGCUUCCUUGCGAAGCUGUGCCGAAGCCUCCUGUGCGACGACCUCUUCAGCCACCAGCCCUUCCCCAGGGGCUGCAGUGCCUCUGAGAAAGUCCAGGAGAAAGAGGAAGGGAGGAUGGAAUCAGCCAAGACAGUCACCACCGAAGAGUAUCUGGUGAACCCUGUGGGCAUGAACCGCUACGGUGUGGACACCUCCGCCUCCACCUUUAACCACAGGGGCUCCUUGCCCCCCUCCUCCUCGCUGUACUGCAAGAGGCAGAACUCUGGAGACAGCCACCUUGGGAGUGGUCCUGCUGCCACUGCUGGUGGUCCCCGCACCAGCCCCAUGUCUUCUGGUGGCCCCUCGGCACCUGGGCUGAGGCCCCCAGCCUCCAGCCCCAAGAGAAAUGCGACCUCUCUUGAAGGAAACAGAUGUGCCUCAAGCCCUUCUCAGGAUGCGCAGGAUGUCAGGCGGCCACGGAGCAGGAACCCCUCCGCCUGGACUGUGGAGGAUGUGGUGUGGUUUGUGAAGGACGCUGACCCGCAGGCUCUGGGGCCUCACGUGGAGCUCUUCAGAAAGCACGAGAUUGAUGGCAAUGCUCUGCUGUUGCUGAAGAGUGACAUGGUCAUGAAGUACCUGGGCCUGAAGCUGGGACCCGCACUGAAACUCUGCUACCACAUUGACAAACUGAAGCAAGCCAAGUUCUGAUGUUUUUAAAAAGACAGAAGCGAAACCCAAAACAACAGAUCUCAAGAUUAUCUUCUGCCUUACCAAUAUCCCGCCAACAUCACAAAAUAGACACUCCUCUUAAAAUUAACAGUCACAAAGACGUGGUCUUUUUAUAAAACUUGUGAAUCUUUGCCUUUUUAAGAAUUUAACAUGGACCUUUUUGAAAGGCUCCUCUGUGUUAAUAAUUUGCCAAAAAAUUACAAAAGCCUCUGAUUUUUAACAUACCUGUUACGCUGAUUUCUCUUAAAGUGGGUCCUAUUUGCAUAACGAGAGAGUGGGGAACUGAAUGCUUAUGCCCAAGGAGAGUUCUGGAGGGUUCAAAGAAUGAAAGAAGGACCUUUGUCCCUGCGGUCUCUGCAGGGACAACCACCUCAGCACCAUCUGCCUCUAACUCUGACCUGGGGACCUAUCCGUGUGAGCCUUGUUUGCUUCGGCUCUGGAAGCUGACUUCUGAAGAUGACUGCCUCACCUUGCACUAUCUGGAAAACUUGAAUUAUUUUGCGCCGUGAAAGAAAAGGAAAAAAAAAUCUUUUCUGUUCCUAGAAAAUCUGAAGUACUGCGUUGCUCCGCUAGAGGGCAGACUGCUAAUGAAAUUUCAGGACCCUCACUGACUGCAGUAGCAGGAUUAUUCAGUACUGAGUGGAUGGGUUAGGGUGUCUGUGAACAAGAUCUAGCCCACACAGAAACAGGGGAUUUAUUCCACAGUUAGCACCACAGAUUGCGACUUGGGAAGAAACCAUCAGCUAGAGGGGUCUAGUUCGUAUCCAAUCAUUAUUGACUGACUGACUGAUACUCAACUAGCAAAGGCAAGAAUUUGGAAGCACGCUCUACCCAGAUGGGACUUUGGAGUUCCUUCCCUUCCAGAGUCCUUAUUGAGGUGUUGAAGUGUUGGCAUGCCGAAGAAUCUUAGUGACAUUUAGCCAUGGGUGUUUCUUUAAAAAAGGAAAAGAAAAUGUCUCAACGAAGCUUUGAAAUGGGAGAGUGUUGAUUUCUACUUACAUUGCUGGGUUAUGUAGUUGUAUCUGUGGCUAAUUUUUCUAGUCCUCACCAAAUACACAGACGUGCUAUUAUGGGGUUUAAUUCAAUUUACAAAUAGGUUUUCCUUCCUCACCGUGGAGUAAUAGAAAAAAUUGAUUUUCUGCCCCUUUGCAGCUGUGUCCGGAGACGGACAAUGAAUCCACAAUUUAUUAAGCAGAGGCACAACUUCUCCACCAUUUGUUUUAUCCUUCUCUUUUCUCUGUUUCCCUCCAUCUCUCUUCUUCUUCUUUCACACUGAGCAGAAAACAUAUCUUCAAAAUGAAUUCGCCUUUGCCAUGCGCAUAUUCUCUUCCUUAAAAGGACAUCAACAGUGUUGGAGAUGAGGAUAUGAACAUUAGAUUUUGGAAUUUCUGGGAGGGAGAGGGUUAGGGAUGACUCAGGGCCUCCCUUGGCCCAAAGGUGAAUCAGGAAAGGCACCACUUUCUCUGGGAUACAACCUGAGCAGGGGUCUCAGCUGGCAAGUGGAGCAGGGUGGGGCCUCAACCUCCUCACCCCUUGAUCAGCUGCCGUUGUACAGAGCAUGACCUGUAUAACCUUGAGGGCAGCCCUGGGUAGAUCUGCAGAGUGACCCUCUAUAUAGUUAGAAUCCAGAUGACGGCCAUAAGAAAUAGUCCAUGCCAUGCCGUUAGGCCCACUUUGAUGUGCAGUAUUUGAGAAAGCACAUCAUAGCUUCCUUUUCAGACACACAAAUGGUGGCUGGACUGAGAGCAUGGCAGAGAAGGGGAGGAGGAGAAUGUACGAAACUUGCUCACUGAAUUGAGCUUGAGUUAUUAGAUUGUAGAAGAGCUUGAUGUCUGGUGAUUUUGUUACAGGAAGGGGAUCCCGAUCCAGACCCCAGGAGAGGGCUCUUGGAUCUCAUGCAAGAAAGAAUUCAGGGCGAGUCCAGUAAAGUGAAAGCAAGUUUCUUAAGAAAGUAAAGGAAUGAAAGAAUGGCUACCCCAUAAUCAAAGCAGCUCUGAGGGCUGCUGGUUGCCCAUUUUUAUGGUUGUUUCUUGAUGAUACGCUAAACAAGGGGUGGAUUAUUCAUGCCUCCCCCUUUUAGAUCAUAUAGCAUAACUUCCUGAUGUUGCCAUGGCAUUUGUAAACUGUCAUGGCACUGGUGGGAGUAUAGCAGUGAGGACAACCAGAGGUCACUCUCGUUGCCAUCUUGGUUUUGGUGCGUUUUAGCCAACUUCUUUACUGCAACCUGUUUUAUCAGCAAGGUCUUUAUGACCUAUAUCUUGUGCUGACUUCCUAUCUAAUCCUGUGACUCAGAAUGCCAUACCCAUCUGGGAAUGCAGCCCAGUAGGUCUCAGCCUCAUUUUACCCAGCUCCCAUUCAAGAUGGAGUUGCUCUGGUUCAAACGCCUCUGACAGGUUCAGCACCUGAGAAAAGUACCUUGAAUCAGGCCUUGGGGCAGAGUCUUCAAGAUUUUAAGGUGAUAGGGCCUGUCUCUUAAGAGUUUAUUAAUCGUAAGUGCUCACUGCUGGUUUAGAGUUAGAUACAUUUCCCUCAAAAGAGCCACGGGCAGAUUAUGUACUCAGAACUGCCAGUGUGAAAACAAUGAGAUCCAGAAAAAUCCCACAACAACCCAGGUUUUUCACUCCUCUUUUUUUUCUCAAUCUUCCAAUACUUGUGGUACCUCUUCCAUCAACAGAUACCUCACGUAGUGACUUCCAGUACUAAGUUUUCAAAACUUCCUACCCGCCCUCAUCAGUGCCUCCUUCACUACAGAGUCACAAACAUUGGUGCUCUCAAAUAAAAAUCAGCCCCAAACAAUGUCAAAGAGAUCCCUUGAGUAGUUUUCAGGGGAGAGAUAUGUUCUCAUUUCAAGUCUCAGAGAAAACUGGAUCCAUGUUCACGUGGAACUUCUCUCACAGAGGUGCUAUCUCAUUUUGCAUUAAACUUUAAGCAGGACAGAUUGCUGAAGCCAUGAUAUUUAAGGUUUGACUUUUUAAAAAUCUCAUUACUCUUAAAAUAAAUGCUGCCACAUCAGAGAAUAACCUGGGGAGGAAAAUCUUCCUUGACUGUUUCUGCACUGAAAUGCAAUUAGCCAACUAAAUUAUUGUAGCAAUACUGCAAUUAUAAUUAAUUUUCACCCCUCUCAAAAAUCUUGUCAAACCAGGAGGCUAAAUAGCUUCACAAAUGUAAAACACACCAGGCCAUUUCUUCUAAACAGACCUUAAAGGGUUAGGCCACGUGGGUCACCCUUGUCCAAAUGAGAGCCGACCUGGGGGCCUCUCACUUGUACAGAUAUGGUACUUAUUAUUCCAUUGCAGUAGCUUUGCUUCAGGUUGUAGUGAAUAAUGAUAUCGUUUUGCAUAAUUCCAAAUUAGAGUGUGUAUGUGUGUGUGCCCGUGUUCAUGUUCCAAACAUUUCCAAUUACACUUGUCUGUUAAACACUUGAAAAAAAAUCAAGAGACAAUUCUAUUGCCUAAGGCCUUUUAAAUAUUUCA